CAUAAAGAAAAGGACGUAAAAAACCCUGAUAUUGCUGAUACCGUUGACACUGCUGAUACCGUUGAUAUUACUGAUACCGUUGAUACUGGUGAUACCGUUGAUACUGGUGACACCGUUGAUACUGUUAAUAACGUUGACAAUAGGGCAAGAAAAAAACAAAAAAUUAAUAAUUCAAUCGAUGAUUCGAAUCACAUACCGGAAAUUGAAGCAAUAAAUGAAAUUAAUUACGAUUUUGAAGCACUUGAUAUUUCAGACUUAACCAAAAAAGCCAUCAAAAAUAAAGGCUUUACUAGAAUGACAGAAGUUCAGGCUAGAACCAUACCACCUUUAAUGGCUGGUCGUGAUGUAUUGGGAGCAGCUAAAACCGGAUCUGGAAAAACUUUGGCAUUUUUAAUUCCAGCAAUAGAACUUCUUCAUAAAUUAAAAUUCAUGCCAAGGAAUGGAACUGGAGUAAUUGUAAUUUCCCCUACAAGAGAAUUAUCUUUACAGAUCUUUGGGGUGGCAAAGGAUUUACUAAAACAACAUAGUCAAACGUUUGGUAUUGUAAUGGGAGGUGCUAAUCGACGUGCAGAAGCAGAAAAAUUAGAAAAAGGUGUGAAUUUACUGAUUGCUACACCAGGAAGACUAUUAGAUCAUCUUCAGAAUACUAAAGGCUUUAUAUACAAGAAUCUCAAAGCUCUUAUCAUAGAUGAAGCUGAUCGUAUAUUAGAAAUUGGAUUUGAAGAUGAAAUGAGACAGAUUAUAAAGAUUCUUCCAAAAGAAAACCGACAAUCAAUGCUUUUUUCUGCAACACAAACAACAAAAGUUGAAGAUUUAGCACGAUUAUCCUUGAGGCCGGGACCAUUAUAUAUAAAUGUUGACAAAGAAAAAGAAACAUCUACUGUAGAUGGUCUUGUUCAAGGUUAUGUUGUUUGCGAUAGCGACAAGCGAUUCUUAUUACUAUUUACAUUUCUUAAGCGUAAUCUUAAGAAAAAAAUAAUUGUGUUCUUUUCGAGUUGUAAUUCUGUCAAGUAUCAUGCAGAAUUAAUGAAUUAUAUUGAUGUACCAGUUUUGGAUUUGCAUGUGAGUGAUAU
Scutellospora calospora is the source of this 1073-nucleotide messenger RNA. The record is from the annotation of a GenBank genome assembly. NCBI's taxonomy places the organism in Eukaryota, Fungi, Glomeromycota, Glomeromycetes, Diversisporales, Gigasporaceae.